AUGGAGGGAGCUCUCUCCGUGCCCCCGGAGCGGGGCACUAUCAUAGGGAGAGCUUUAUGGAAGCCUCGAUAUGUUGUUGUUGGAGCCGCUCAACGAGACUCGCAAACACAGAAUGGGCGUAUGCAGCCACCCCGCGGCUCGACACCUAAGGAACAGCCCAAGAUGAACCCGGAAGGAAUCUAUCUUUCUAUUUACAAGUCUAAGGAGGAAUUGGAUCCCAUACAGCAGCAUGCCAUUGCUACAGUCACCGACUGCCAGGUGCAGAUGCUCGCACAUCGUAAACAAGGCCCCGUUCUACCAACCCUCGUCAUCAACAUCGUCCCGGACCCGGCCACCGACAAGUUGCGAAAGCGGAGAUCGAGCAGGACGGCCGGCUUGACAGCCACAAAAGAGACGGCGCCCACAACUCUCUUGUUUCGUCCGGCCACCGAAGAACACCACUCUCUCCAAGAAUGGGCCCGCGUUAUCCAGCACCUCAUACAGCCCCACAUGCCAAACCGAGUCCCCCUGAGCCCAAUAACUCCCGCAUCGCCUAGCUUCACGAACCCCUUCGCCUCCCCGCGCUCGAGAGAACCAAGUGACGCGCAAUUCAGACCAGGCAGCGGGAAUCCCGGGUCACGGCCGACCUUCCAGUCGAGAGGCUCUAACCAGACAUACUCGUCCCGCGAGCGCGACCGGCCGGUAACCUACUCCGAGUCCCUGAGCUUGCGCUCUAGGAGGAGCGACCUUUCGUCCCACACGAGCUCAAUGAAUCCGUCCCACGUCGGUUUACAGAACUACACCACAAUGAACCACCCUACAGACCUUCCAUCGCCGGCUAGUACUGUCGGGGAAUAUCAGGGUGAAUUUAUCGAGGGAUGGACAUCGGCACAGGGGAGGUCGUCUACGCUAAGCUCGCCCGUGAGGGGACGCGACAGUAUUGGGUCACAAAUACCGGUGCCGAUUCAGCCCCAGAUGGAGGCUAGCUCACCGCCGGGGCCACGGGAAACUAUACUCGACAGAGCUUUUCAAUUACGCUGUAUUCCGGGGUCUGAACGUGGCACACCAGGCGAAGAGAAGCUCAGCUCGCUAGCCCGGUUUGACGCGCUCAUGCGGGAGGCGGAUAAAGAGAGGAGGAAUCGCGAAGUUAAUGAGUACAGCAAGGUUUCAGCCCAGGCGUUAGCAUCCGCAGCUGCACAGAAUGGUGGGCUAAAGAGUGCGUGGGAACUAGAUGAUUCAGAUUCCGACGUCGAGCAGGGCUUUGACGAAGCAGACGAAGAUAGCGACGAUCCGGUCGGGGAGAUGGAACCGGACACUGAGGAUCGCUUUUCGCCGAGGUCAACAGGACGGAUUCCUCCAACGGCACAGCGAGCUCUAGACUUUGUCGCCGGGAGGCGCGAGGCAACGCCACAUUCACGGCCCCAGGGCGCGCAAGCCCAGCUGAACUAUAAUCGAGAGGCCCUCUUGGCCCUUUCAAACAGUGGAUCUGACCUACGGCCCCAGACGGGCUACUCGAAACAUAAUACAAGGCCGGGAAUGGCUCAGAGAACGUACAGUCAGUCACGGCUAGCGGGGGGAUUCACGAACCCGGCCAUGGCAUCUCAACCUAACAUGCCCGUCCCUUCGCCCGGCGUCCUCCUGGGAAUCCCAGCACAUCAGGCAGAGAGACUACAAGAUGAUAGUACUCCCAGCCCCGGGACAGCACCAGCACCGACGGUGAUGCAGCGGAGCGAGAAGCGGCUGUCGGCAUCGAGCACAAAGCGCCUCAGUUUCACAGAGUUUACGAAGCGCCUCAGUAGCACGAGCAGUUUGCUCCUGGCGCAAACCAACACCAGCGGAAGUGGGAGCCGGGGCAGUAACAGCGAUGUUGACGCUUCCCAGCAGCUACAGCAACAACAUCAAUACUCUCACCACUUGUAUCCUAGGGGAGCACCGGCAUCACCGCAGCAGCAGCAGCCGCAGCAGCAGCAGCAGCAGCCUCAAUAUCCGCCGUCGUUGAGCGAGCGAGAGCGCUGCGGCUGGCGCGGUAGCGUCGGGGUUUUCGGAAGCGCCGAUGGCGGCUUCGUUUGA
Lasiosphaeria miniovina is the source of this 2049-nucleotide messenger RNA. RefSeq lists its product as uncharacterized. The record is from RefSeq and is a predicted model, not a curated record. Bases 1 to 2049 code for a protein of 682 amino acids. Lineage: Eukaryota; Fungi; Ascomycota; Sordariomycetes; Sordariales; Lasiosphaeriaceae. The transcript is spliced from 3 exons.